This is a messenger RNA of Oreochromis aureus, 4750 nucleotides long. Its product is annotated as phosphorylase b kinase regulatory subunit alpha, liver isoform-like. NCBI's taxonomy places the organism in Eukaryota, Metazoa, Chordata, Actinopteri, Cichliformes, Cichlidae. Gene Ontology annotation, molecular function: calmodulin binding. Gene Ontology annotation, cellular component: phosphorylase kinase complex. Gene Ontology annotation, biological process: glycogen metabolic process. The record is from RefSeq and is a predicted model, not a curated record.
UUUUUUUACAGAUUGGAUGUACAAUCGCUCACAGACGUUUCUGCCCUCCGGCCUCUCUGUGUUUGUGAGACCUCACGUCCUGUCCUCUGCGAGCCCUGACUCGUCUUAUUAGGCACUUUGACCGGGCCGUGUGGUCGUGUGUGCCUGAAAAUUUAUGCUGCUAGCUUAAUGUUACAUGUUGAUAUUGUCAAAAAACAGCUGGAUGCUACCCGGCUAGCGAGCGCUAGCAGAGCAGCCUCUGCGGGGAUCGAGUCGGCGAAACAGUACUGGGAGGAUGGGUCGCUGCCUGUGAUCAGAGAGGAUGAGGAGUCGCAGUAACUCAGGAGUGCGGCUGGACGGCUAUGCCCGGCUGGUCCAGGAGACUAUCCUGUGCCAUCAGAACCCAGUGACAGGACUUCUUCCUGCCAGUGCGCAGAAGAAGGACGCCUGGGUGAGGGAUAAUGUCUACAGUGUCCUGGCGGUGUGGGGGCUGGGUAUGGCCUACCGGAAGAAUGCAGACCGCGAUGAAGACAAGGCCAAAGCUUACGAACUGGAGCAGAGUGUCGUGAAACUGAUGCAGGGGCUUCUGCAGUGCAUGAUGAGACAGGUGGCCAAGGUGGAGAAGUUCAAACACACCCAGAGUACAAAGGAUUGCUUGCAUGCCAAAUAUGAUACUCCCACUUGUGCCACAGUGGUCAGGGAUGAUCAGUGGGGUCAUCUCCAGGUGGACGCCACCUCGAUUUACCUGCUGAUGCUGGCACAGAUGACAGCCUCAGGUCUUCGUAUCAUUUCCAACCUGGACGAGGUAGCCUUCGUCCAAAACUUGGUCUUCUACAUAGAGGCUGCCUACAAAGUAGCGGACUAUGGAAUGUGGGAACGAGGUGACAAGACUAACCAGGGCAUUCCUGAGCUCAAUGCCAGCUCUGUAGGAAUGGCUAAGGCAGCGCUUGAGGCUAUAGAUGAGCUGGAUCUGUUUGGUGCUCACGGAGUCAAGUCAGUCAUCCAUGUGUUGCCUGAUGAAGUCGAACACUGUCAGUCUAUUCUGUGCUCCAUGCUGCCAAGAGCUUCAACUUCAAAGGAAAUAGAUGCUGGUCUUCUGUCCAUCACUUCUUUCCCUGCGUUUGCUGUGGAGGAUGCUGACCUGGUGGCUGUGACGAAGUCAGAGAUCAUAAGCAAACUGCAGGGUCGCUAUGGCUGCUGUCGCUUUAUCAGGGACGGAUAUCGUUGUCCCAAAGAGGAUCCAUCUCGGCUGCAUUAUGAUCCUGCUGAGCUGAAGCUAUUUGAGAAUAUCGAGUGUGAGUGGCCUGUGUUUUGGACUUACCUCAUCCUGGAUGGUAUUUUUGCUGGUGAUCAAGUUCAGGUGCAAGAGUACCGUGAAGCACGAGGUGUUUUAAUCAGAGGGAAGAAUGGCAUUAAGUUGGUGCCUGAACUUUAUUCUGUUCCUCCUGACAAGGUUGAGGAGGAGUAUAGCAAUCCUCACUCAGUAGACAGGGUAGCCAUGGGCCAGCUGCCACACAUGUGGGGACAGUCACUCUACAUCUUGGGGUCCCUUGUGGCUGAGGGUUUUUUAGCACCAGGAGAGAUAGAUCCGCUCAACAGGAGAUUCUCUACAAGCUUCAAACCAGAUGUGGUGGUACAAGUUUGUGUUCUAGCAGAGUCGGAGGAGAUCCAGGAGUUGUUAAGAGAUCUGGGGAUCGAGGUACAGACGAUGGCAGAAGUUCUGCCCAUCAGGGUCAUGCCAGCUCGCAUCCUGAGCCAUGUCUAUGUUAGACUGGGGAACAGCAAGAAGCUGAAUCUGAGUGGGCGGCCGUACAGACACAUUGGUGUCCUGGGAACAUCCAAAUUCUACGAGAUCCGAAAUCGCUCUUACAUAUUCACCCCUCAGUUUCUGGAUCAGCACCAUUUCUAUCUGGCUCUGGACAACCAGAUGAUUGUGGAGAUGUUACGGACCGAGCUGGCCUAUCUCUCUUGUUGCUGGAGGAUGACAGGACGUCCCACGCUCACAUUCCCAAUCACCCGUAGCAUGCUGGAUGAGGAUGGAGAAACAAUUGAUUCAUGUAUCCUAUCAACUCUAAGGAAACUGCAGGAUGGCUAUUUUGCUGGAGCGAGGGUGCAGAUGUCAGACGUCUCCAGUGUCCAGACCACUUCGUUUCACACUCGUCUCAGCUUCCUGGAUGAAGAGAAUGAUGACAUAUUACUUGAGGAUGAAGGCGAUGAUGGAUAUGGAGAGGAGUAUAAUACCUGUGGUCCCUCGGAGGACUCAAAAGAUGUAUUUGACCAGUACCUCACCCAGCUCCUUCACAGCACCACCACCAAGUGCCAUCUUCCUCCCAUCCAGAGGGGCAGCACCACGUCUUCAGUCCCAGAACAUACCACAAGAGACAUCCUGUCUUUUAUGGCGCAGGUCCAGGGCCUGAACGUUCCCAAGUCUUCCAUGUAUCUGCCUGUGACUCCGGUCAAGAGCAAACAUCGCAAAUCUCUCAACCUUCUUGAUGUUCCUCAUCCUCAGCACGGCCCACAGGCGAAACAGCACAAGCCACACUCUGCUGCUGAUCUUCACCUGCCUCGAGACUCUCAGGGCAACACAGACUUUGCAGCGUUGGUCAGGCAGCUAAAAGAAUGCCCCACUCUUCAGGACCAGGCUGACAUCCUCUACAUUCUCUAUGUGAUGAAAGGAGCUGAUUGGCUGGUGGAGUUGUCAGGUCCUGGGCAGGGUGGGGUCAGCGUGCGAUCACUGUUGGAGGAGCUGUACGUAGAAGCCGGAGCCUGCAAAGAGUGGGGGCUCAUUAGGUACAUCUCUGGAAUACUGCGCAAGAGGGUGGAGGUCCUCGCUGAGGCCUGCACAGAUCUGAUUUCCCAUCACAAGCAGCUGACUGUAGGUCUACCUCCUCAACCCAGGGAAAGAGUGAUCACAGUCCCUCUUCCUCCGGAUGAGUUAAACAGCCUCAUCUACGAAGCCAGUGGUCAGGACAUAAGUGUAGCAGUGCUCACUCAGGAAAUUAUGGUGUAUCUAGCCAUGUAUGUGCGCUCCCAGCCCGCUCUGUUCGGGGACAUGCUCAGACUCAGGAUAGGACUCAUCAUGCAAGUGAUGGCCACUGAGUUAGCUCGUAGCCUGCACUGUUCUGGGGAGGAGGCGUCAGAGAGUUUGAUGAGCCUGAGUCCAUUUGGCAUGAAGAACCUACUGCAUCACAUCCUCAGUGGCAAAGAAUUUGGGGUGGAGAGAAGCAUGCGCCCAAUCCAGUCUACAGCCACUAGCCCUGCGAUAUCCAUCCAUGAACUAGGUCACACGGGAGCUACAAAGACUGAACGCACAGGAAUACACAAGCUAAAGAGUGAGAUAAAACAGCGUUGCAGCAGCCCUUCCACUCCCAGUGGAAUGCUCCCCGUGAGCACUUGUCCAGGAGACGGUCAGCUGCACUGGGAGGAGAGGCAAGGUCAGUGGCUGAGGAGACGCAGGCUAGAUGGUGCCAUCAACAGAGUACCUAUGGGUUUCUACCAAAAGGUGUGGAAGAUCCUGCAGAAGUGCCACGGUCUGUCCAUCGACGGAUACGUGUUGCCCUCUUCUACCACAAGAGAGAUGACAGCAGGAGAGAUUAAGUUUGCAGUGCAGGUUGAAUCUGUGCUGAACCACGUCCCACAGCCAGAGUACCGGCAGCUGCUAGUGGAGACUGUGAUGGUUGUGGGCCUGAUAGCGGACGUAGACGUGGACAACAUCGGCGGCAUCAUCCACGUGGACCGCGUGUUGCAUUUGGCCAAUGACCUUUUCCUCAGUGACCAGAAAUCCCACGGCGCCAGUGAGUAUUUCCUUGAGAAGGACCCAGCAACCGGAAUCUGCAACUUUUUCUACGACAGCGCUCCUAGUGGUAGCUAUGGCACCAUGACCUAUCUCUCCAAAGCGGCAGUCACUUACGUCCAGGACUUCCUGCCAAGUUCCAGCUGCCUGAUGCAGUGAAUAGGCAGACUGGUGUGUUUUACCAACAGACUCUAUAAAUACCGAAGAGGCAUGUUUCAUAAAACUAACUUCCCGUUAUCACCUCAUACUGUUCAUGCGGUGCUUGUAAGUAUACUCUUUAAUAAACUGUGUAGCACUCAUAUAACUGAUCUAACAUCAUAGCCUUAGCUGCCAGUGCAGACCUCUGUAUUUCAGUUUAUUUAGUCUUUGUGAGUCUAGACUGUAAACCUAUUUAUUUUGUGAACGUGCUGCUCAGACGUAUGUUUAUGACACUUACAAUCUUACUCUGUUGUCUGUCUUGUAAUUUAUCGUAUGUUACAGUUGUAUUCAGGCCCAGCAUUUACCAGAGGAAAGAUUUUGAUCAUAUGUGCACACUUAUUCCUCAUAAAUCAAAUCCAUUUCUGCUGUUAUUAUUUAUUUUUAUUUAGUAACAUUGUAAUUCAUUGUUCUGCUGUAAUUAAUGAGAUAAUUCCCCAGAUAUGUGGGAAAAAGGAGUAAAAUUUACAACUUGUGCCCUCAGAUUAGCUUUUCACUCACACAUGACCACAUUCAUAACAACACAUGUAUUUAUUUUUAAAUGUGAUAGUUUCCAUGUUCUUUAUUAUUUUGUUUUCAUGGCAGCCAAUCGUGUUUUAGUACUAACAAUACUCUGUUUGGGAACAGUUUUUUUUUUUUAAUCUGUGUUGUGUGUAUAAAGAGUAAAAAUCUGUGUAUUUCUGCAAAUCUCCAGGGUUAUGCUACUGAUAUGUCUGGUCAACUUUACCUCAUCAUAUACUAAAGGUUUGUUCAUUUAGCAUGAAAUAAAGAAAGAAAAAAAGC